CAUCAUAUUCGAGCCAAGCAGUACUUUUUACCAACCGGUAUUCAGUGCGGUUGUAACAACAUGAAAUAUUUCUUUUCGAUAACGUGCCUCCUCGCUCUAUCGGCGACAACCAGAGCGUAUGGAACAGACGGUCUCGUUUAUGCCCCCGGUCACGCCUCUCCUGACUACUACGCUUAUCCAAGCUACGCCUUUGAAUACUCUGUAAGGGAUCCGCACACCGGUGACAACAAAGCUCAAUGGGAGAAAAGAGAUGGUGAUGUAGUCACAGGAGCCUACUCGUUGGUGGAACCGGAUGGAAGCAUACGAGUUGUGGACUAUCGAGCUGACGACAAAACGGGUUUCCAAGCUAAUGUCAAGCGAAUUGGUCCUAAUGUUCACCCGGACUACCCUCAAUACGCUUAUAACUAUGCCGUCUACGACCCAGUCACUAAUGACAAGAAAGCGCAGUGGGAAACUAGAGAUGGUGAUGUAGUCAAAGGAUCUUAUUCAUUAGUGGAGCCAGAUGGAACUCUUCGAGUUGUGGAGUACAAUGCCGAUGAUCAUAGAGGCUUCAACGCUGUCGUGAAGAAGAUCGGUGAAACUGAAGUGGAGGUGGACAGGACAUAUGAUGAGAGCAAAGCAAGAAAAAUGGACAAAACUUACCACAGAAUGGUACCCUUUAUACGGAAAGAUACAUAG
Molecule: messenger RNA, 678 nt
Organism: Leptidea sinapis
Lineage: Eukaryota; Metazoa; Arthropoda; Insecta; Lepidoptera; Pieridae
Exons: 6
Coding region: 61-678 (205 amino acids)
Cellular component (GO): extracellular matrix
Source: RefSeq, a predicted model, not a curated record